Messenger RNA from Naumovozyma dairenensis CBS 421, 741 nucleotides. RefSeq names its product GTP cyclohydrolase I (gene FOL2). Gene Ontology annotation, molecular function: GTP binding; zinc ion binding; GTP cyclohydrolase I activity. The record is from RefSeq and is a predicted model, not a curated record. Lineage: Eukaryota; Fungi; Ascomycota; Saccharomycetes; Saccharomycetales; Saccharomycetaceae. The transcript has a single exon. The coding region runs from base 1 to 741 and encodes 246 amino acids. Gene Ontology annotation, cellular component: cytoplasm. Gene Ontology annotation, biological process: tetrahydrobiopterin biosynthetic process; tetrahydrofolate biosynthetic process.
AUGAACAACCGUAAUGAUUUAAUGGGAAUAAAUAGAAAUGAAACUGGGACGCCAUUGAACAUGAAGGCGUCGUCACCAUUUACAUUGAAUCCACCUGUAGAUUCAGAUGGUUUCUCAUGGCCCAGCGUGGGGACCAAACAACGUUCAAUUGAGUCCCCUGAAGAAGAACAACAACGAAUUGAACGUAUUGCAGACGCUGUCAAAGUUAUAUUGAAUGAAGUUGGUGAAGAUAUCAAUAGAGAGGGUCUCUUAGCGACACCUGAACGUUAUGCCAAGGCAAUGCUUUUCUUUACGAAAGGGUACCAAACAAAUAUCAUGGAUGAUGUGAUUAAUAAUGCUGUCUUUGAAGAAGAUCAUGAUGAAAUGGUUAUCGUGAGAGAUAUUGAAAUUCAUUCAUUAUGUGAACAUCAUUUAGUACCAUUUUUUGGGAAAGUUCAUAUUGCAUAUAUUCCAAAUAAAAAAGUUAUUGGAUUAAGUAAAUUGGCUAGAUUGGCAGAAAUGUAUGCGAGAAGGUUACAAGUUCAAGAACGAUUAACGAAACAAAUUGCACUCGCUUUAAGUGAAAUUUUGAAACCAUUGGGUGUUGCUGUGGUCAUUGAAGCAUCUCAUAUGUGUAUGGUAUCAAGAGGUGUUCAAAAGACAGGGUCCUCUACUAUGACUUCAUGUAUGCUUGGUUGUUUCAGAGAUCAACAUAAGACUAGAGAAGAAUUUUUAACUUUAUUAAAUAAAAGCAAUCGUUAA